AUGCCGGCCAGCAUUCACCAGAGUUCCCGCGGGGGAACCCCGUUGGGGAGGCCUCGCCGCAUAGUGCACGCUAAGCGAUCCGGUCGGGUUGCCGACGUGGGAACGGCGAGCAGCGAUGCGCAAGCACACGCAGUAUCCGGCAAAAGGCUCUCCUUCAUGGAUCUUGAUCCAGAGACCUCGGAUCAUGCGCACUCGCAAUCAUCUCAGCAGCAGCAGCCUUCCUCUGCCUUCCCUUCCGCCGCGUUCACCUCGCCCUUUUCCGUUUUCGGAGCAGCCGAAACGCCGCUAGUAACCCCAACCGGACCGUCUGUAGCCGGGUUGGAUCCCGCAUCGAUGGAUGCGAAGAAGCCUGCGAAGGUUGCAACGCAUGAGCCGCCGCUGUUUCGCUUCGGUACGGGGGGAACCGUGGCGCAGGCGCAAGCGCAGGGAUCGAGGCCGUCCGGGGACUCGGCCGGCGCGCCGUCACGGGGCACGCAUAGUCGGAGGGUUGCGCGAGGGGGAUGGAACCGGGGGAGAGGGAAGGGUGCGAGCCCCGAACCCAUGCUCACAGAUUCCACCGAACCCGCCCGUGACGUGCCUGGUGGUCAGAGUGACGCCGUGGGUGGCGCCGUAAGUGACCGCGUGGGUGGCGGCGGGGGUGACGGCAUGGCUGGUGUGGCUACGAACGGAUGGACGUGGCUGAAACCUAGCAAGGUCGCCGGCGGGUCCGCUUUUGAGGUGAAUCCAGCAGCAGGGUUCUCUUUCGGCAAUGGCGUUUCCGCACCUCGUCCGCCAUCCCCAACGGCGGGAACUGCUGCUGGUGAUUUGCCUGACGAUGGCCAUUCAGCCAGCGGCUCACCUGCCGCGGGUAGCAGCGCGAUGCCCUUUCCAUCGUUCAAUAUCUUCGGAUACCCUCGCCCUCACACAUCCGCUGCUUCCCCCUUGCCCGCGCCUGCUCCGCUCUUUGGGACCGCCUUCCCCGUGAUCUCUGCCUCCUCCGCCUUCCCCUCGUCCGCCUCACAACCACCGUCCGUGCUUCCGCCUCCAUUCGCCUCGUCCCUGUUUCACACCUCCCAAACCCCGCCGCUUUUCUCCUCGUCAGCGCCCUUUGCGGCGGGGCCUCCUGGGACCAUACCGCUCUUUUCCUCCUCCUCCUCCUCCGCCUCCUCCUCCGCCGCCGUCGACGCUGCGCCAGUGUUCCAAACGUCAGCUGCAGCCCCGUUCGCGGCAGCAGGCGCGGUGAGGCCGCGCAUGGCAUCGGAGGGCGCGCGCGCGGGCGGGAAGAAGGUCAAGUCGCGCAGCUCGCGGGUGGCAGGCAAGGCGGGGACUGCACAGUUUGCAGGGGCUGCAGCUGCUACUGAGGUGGGUGGUGGGCAGGAUGCGGAUGAGAUGGUACGCGAUAAUGGUGGUGUUGGAAGGGAUUCGAGCAGCGGAGCAGAUGCGGGCGAUGGUGCAGCAAUGGCGGGUUCUGGGAUACGAGCAAUGGCUGCAGAGGGCGAUGUCCACGUGCAGGACAGCGCCGCACCUGAACCUCCUCCUGCUGCCGCCGCGGCUGCUGCUCCUGCGGCUGCUGCUGCUGCAGCGGCUGCUGCGGCGGGGGCUGCUCCUGUUGCGACUGCUGUCCCGCCCGUCUCCGCGUCUACAGCAGCUCCGGCCAAGCACGAGCGCAGUGACGCCGCGAGCAGUGGGGGCGCGCAGCCCUCCCCUGGCUUCGUCUUCGGCGCCCCCCCCGUCCCCUCCGCGCCCGCGCCCACCAUGCACUUCGACCCGCUUCCCCGCGCCAACCCCGCGCUCGCAGGUACAAGCGGAGUACCUGCCGCGCGCCUUGCCCCGCUGCCUGAGGUGGUGUUUGGAGCAGUGGCAGAGGGACACGUGGCAGCACAGGAGGCCCGCGCAGGCAGUGGGGCGGGUGGGGUCCGCGUGCGGAUUGGGGAGGGGCAGAUGCGCGCAGAGGAGGUCCGUGGUGGUGCGGAUACAGCAGCGGAUGGGGAGGAAGGCGAGAAAGGGGAGCAAGAGGAGCAAGGGGAGAAAGCGCAGCAGGGGGAGGCGAGGCACGCAGAGGGCGUUGCUAGGUCGCGAGAAGAUGAGCAAGAGUCGGAGGGGCGGGCAGGGGAGAACGGUGAGAAGCGCCCUGCUGAAAAGGAGGCUGGUGCGGCGAGCGGCACCGAGGGAGCAGAGGAGAGGCGGGUUAGGGAGGAGCGGAGGGAAGCGGUGGGUGGAGAGGCGAGUGUGCGGGCGAUAGGGGAGAGGAUGGCAGGGGUGGAGAUCGGUGACAGUGGGUUGGCGGCUGCAGUGGCGAGCGUGCAAGCAGAGAUGGCGAAGAUGGCAGUGAGAGGGGUGCUGCCUCACGCCCCCGAGAAAGACGUGUUCCCUCCUCCUCCUCCUGCUUCUGCUUCUGCUUCUGUUUCUGCCCCUGCAGCUACUCCUACAGCAAGUGGCAUGAGUACAACGACUACCGUUGGCAGUGGUGCUGAUGGUGGUGGCACGGGAGUGCGCACAGGGCUGAGAGUGGAGACGGCAGGAGGGGCGGGUGAGGGGAAUGAGGGUGAAUCGAGAGUGAGGCAGGUGGAGAGUGUGGUGAGCCGGUUGCAAGAGCUGAGAGUGGGUGCUUGUGGUGAGCAGGGCGGUGGCAGGGGAGAGGAGGGUGGUGGUGAGGGAAGGGAGCAGCAUGAACAGCGGCGGAAGGAGCAUGAGCAGCAGCAGCAGGAGCUGGUAGACGAGCAACUGGCGAGGUUGAAACUGUCAGUUGAAGCUGCUGUGGGUGGUGGUGAUGGUGCAGACGAGACGGGGAGUGCGAGGGGGCAGGAAGGAAGCGGAGGAAGCAACGCAGCAGCAGCAAGCAGGGAGGGAGCCGCAGCAAGCAGGGAGGGAGCCGCAGCAGCGGCAGCAGCAGCUGUCGCAGCAGCAGCAGCGGCUGCUGCCGCCGCGGCAGCAGCAGAGGAAGAUGCAGAAGCAGCAGCAGCAGUACCGGAUCUCCUAGCUAACCUCAAUCUCAGCUCACUCCCGCUCAACUUACCAACCGGCCCAGGGUCCGACGAGAAACUCAAGCUGUACAUGGAUGGGCUAGCGUCUGGUCUCAGACUCGGGUUGCGCCUGGGGAGGGAGUCCUCUGUUGGCCCAGGCCCCACUGCUGUUGUUCCCCCAGGGCCCUUCACUCCCCCAGGAGCCGCUACUGUGUCCCCAGGGCUUUCUCCUCAAGGGCUCAGCACUGCCUCACCACCUCCACAGCCGUCUCAACAGGCUUCUGCGGCAAGGCAAGGAUGGCAAACGGCCCCCCUUGAUGCAUCUUCGCCACCUGCUUUCGGUGGGUUUGCUGCUGCCACACCGCCGCUCAACACCACCCCUGCCUUUGUCUUUUCAACCCCUAACCCCAACUCCCACAUCCGUUUUUCUGGCCAGUCGUCGCCGUCGUUCCACACCCCACCAACGUCUUUUGACUCAUCCCCUGCACCAGUCCCCUCCCCGCCUUCCUCAUCCACACCACUCUUCUCCACGCCCUCCGCCCCCCUGCUCGGCUCAACAUCUGCAGCAGCAGCACCUGCUGCUGUUGAUGCUUCUACAGCUGGGUCGGCAGCUCCCGUGUUCUCGUUUGGGGUUGUAACCGCACCUGGUACUGAGGCUCCUCCGUUCGUGUUUGGGAAAGGGACGAGGGUGGGCGCAGAGGGAAGUGGUCACAGGGGGCGAAGCAGGGCUAGUGUUGACAGAGCCAAGGGGAAGCCCUCGGGGGACCAGACUCCUCCUCCUGCUGCUGCCGCUGCUGCUGCUGCUGCACCACCUGCUAGGGAUUCAGCCCCUGCUGGUGCGACUGCUUCGGCGCCUGCUGCUGCUGCUGCUGCAGCAACCCUGUCAUCAUCGUCAACAGCUGCAGCAACAGCGGCAGAAGCUGCCUCCCCCGCCGCCACAGCAGCACCCGUUUUCCAGUUCGGGUCCACCCCUGGAGCACCAUCUGCACCUUUCACCUUCUCCUUCACGUCCCCUCUCGCGCGCUCCUCGUCUCCGUCCACUCCCUCCACGCCCGUUUUCACCACCCCGCCAUCAGUAACGCCGCCCGCAACAGGCAGAAGAGGGGGAAGCCACCAGAGAAGCUCUGUGGGAAGUGGUGCUGCAGGGAAUGGUGCUGCAGGACAUGGUGCGACUGGUAGUAGCCCCAGCCCCAUGGAUUGCUCUCCUGGCGAGGGGGACAUCCCUCCUCGCGCCACAGGCGAAGGGGUGUCAGGUUAUGGUGCAGGUAGUGGGAGCAGUGGGAGGAGGGAGAGCGGUGGAGAGGCUGCCAAGGGACCUGAGGUGGAUGGUGUUGGAGCGAAGCUGGAGCAGAUGGGAAUACGGGAGGAGAGGGCGAGGCAGGGGGGUGGAGAUGGGCAAGGCGUGCAGCACGGGGAGCAAGAGCAAGAGCAGCAGCAGGAGCAGGCGAGGGGGUUGUUUGAGGAUGUGGGGUUGUUUGGAGCGACGGGAGCAGCGGCAGCGCAGGCGAGAGCAGCAGAGGUUCGAUUGGAGGACCUGGCCGGGUUCAGAUUCGUAGCAGGGGCUGCUUCCCCAGGCGCUAGAGGCGCAGCAGGGGCUGCUUCCCCAGGCGCUAGAGGCGCAGCAGGUGCUGCUGGUAGCGCGAGGCACAGCCGCCACACGCCGCACCGCAUGGCACAGGGGAGCAGGAGGGGGAAGGUGUCUUUGAGGGAUAGAGGUGCUGGUGCGGCGGGUGCUGCUACCGGUGGGGGUGGGAACUCUUCGCAUGCAGCUUCGGGUGAUGGGCCUUCCUCCGCUGCUGCUACUGUUAAUGUGAAAGCCACGGGUGACACUGCAAGGUUUAACCGCUCUGCUGCUGCUGCUGCUUAUGAAGGGGCGAGUGGUGUGCGGAAGGAGGCUGGGGCAGGAGUGGCAGGAAAGGGAGAAGAGCCUGGAAGGGCAGCAAGGAGAAGCAUGGAGGGAGCAGCCAAGGACGCGGAGCAGUCGUGCGAGAAAUGGCGGCUCAAGGGCAACCAGGUGUAUGGCAAGGGCGAGUAUGCAAGAGCAGAGGAUUUCUAUUCGCGUGGGCUCAGCACAGCAGCGGCCUUCAGAGCGUUCCCAGAUUGCAUGCAUGCUGCCAUGCUGUGCCACAGCAACCGCGCCGCCACUCGCAAGCACCUGGGGCGCGUGCGGGAGGCUCUGCGCGACUGCCGUGCUGCGCUUGCCAUUGACGGGUCGUUCUCGCGCGUGCUGUUGCGCAUGGCCAGCUGCCACCUGGCGCUCGGUGAUCUGCGAGAGGCACGGCAGGUGUAUCUGUCUCUAAAGAAGCAGCCCUUGGGAUUGCCGCAGGGUGGGGCAGGCGGAGAUCCCAAGGUGGCGCGCGAGGCAGAGCAAGGGCUAUUGCAGGUGGAGCAGGUGGAAGGGAGCAUGGGGAAGGCUCUUGCCCUGCUGCGAGUGCCUUCACAUGUCUGGCCUGCAGCUGUUGCUGCUGCAGGUGGUGUUGGCGGGUCAGGGGCAGCGGCAGAAGGGGGCGCGGGGGGGAUUUUGCGGUCAGCGUCAGCAGGGGCGGUGGGGGGGGUGGGAGCAGGCGGGGGAGCAGCAGGAGCAGGAGGGGCGGCGGCAGCAGGAGCGGCUUCGGGGGUGGUGAUGGGGAAGGAAGCGGAGGAGGCGUAUGGGCUGCUGGAGAGGGUUGGGGAGGUGUGUCCGUACUGGGAAGUGCUGCUGUGCUCCAAGGCACGCGCUCUGCUGCUCGUGAGUGCCAGUGGGGGGAACGUGAGAGGUGGGAGGGGAGGGGGGGGGAGGAGCGACACAGUGGGAGGUGGUGUUGGGAAUGUUGGGGCAUUCUGUUGGUUGAGUCGCUAUGAAGACGCGUGCCACCUGUGUGAGAGCACAUUCUCCGCCUCUGAGAGCAACCACGCUGCACCCGCUGCUGCAGCGGGCGCGAGCAGCAGCAAGGGGCACCUGGUGUGGCGGUGGGCAGUGGUGGGGCGGGCGCGGUUUGGACAGGGGCGAUUGGAGGAUGCGAUCGAGCAGCUGGCACGGCUUGACGGCCUGGCCCUGGAUCCUGAGAGCAGUGCUGGGGAUGCUGCUGGGAGUGGAGGAGGCGAGGGUGGCGGUGGUGGAGCAGCAGCAUGGCUGUACGCAGUUGCUGUUCCUGAUACCACUGCGCCGUCUCAGUUCACGCGGUCCAUCCAGGAAAUGCUCCGACUCAAGGCAGCAGGCAACGAGGCAUUUCAGGCGGGCAGGCACGAGGAGGCGGUGGAGCGAUACACAGCCGCCAUUACGCUGCCUGCGCUCGCUGCUUCGCGCCCCUUCUCCGCCGUGUGCUUCUGCAACCGCGCUGCUGCCAGCCAUGCGGCGGGCAACAUUGCAGAUGCCAUUGCGGACUGCAGCAGAGCCAUCGCGCUCGAUCCCUCCUAUGCCAAGGCCAUGUGGCGGCGCGCCACGCUGUGGGAGAGCGCACGGGAGUACGAGCAUGCACUGGCAGACCUUGACCGCCUGCUGCUGCUCGUGCGCGGCAAGGCGUGCGGUGGCAGCGGCGGCAAGAGCGGUGGGAAGAGCGGGGUGGGCAGUGUGGUGGAUGAGCGGCAGGUGAAGGAGCGUAUGGGGCGCGUGCAGAAGGAGGUGCAGCACGAGCAGCAGCCCGACCACUACCUCAUGCUGGGCAUGGACCAUGUAUGCACGGCAGCAGACGUCAAGAAGGCGUACCGCAAGGCAGCCUUAAGGCACCAUCCGGACAAGGCGGCGCAGCUGUUGUUUCCAGGAAGGGGCGAUGCGGAUGGGUGGCUGAGCAGGGAGCUGGGGGAGGAGAUACAGCGCGAUGCGGACCGGCUCUUCAAGGCCAUUGGCCACGCCUACAACGUGCUCUCUGAUGAAACCAAGCUGCGGCAGCUGCCGCAGCGUCUGCUGGAGCAGAUGAGGUAUUCGGGUCAUCAUUUGGAUACGGUGGGCGCGGCAGCAGCAGCCACAAAAGCCGAUGGGGCAAUGAAAGCUCAUGGGAGCGGCGACAGGACUAUUCCGGGGCUAGUACCCGCAGCGGUGCUUCCACCCGUGGAGGGGGCACUGGAGAUAAGGCAAGGCGAAGCAACCAGGAAGCACACUCAAGCACUCGGCCCCAGCAGCAGCAACAGCAAACCCACUGGAGCGAGCGGGCGACAGGUGAACACGCGGCAGCAGACGCAGCGACGCUUGCUAGCGAGGGAGCAGAGAGACGGCGCGCAUGGCGCCGGGGAAGGCGCCGCUCCGAGUGCGAACGGCGCCGCUGCGGCCGGGACGGGUCAACGGCGCGCUGUGGCGCACAAGAGCACGCAGCAGGAGAUGUGGGAGAUCUUCCAGCGGGAGGGCUUGGCGGGCUUGUACCGGGGGCUGGAGCCGUCGCUCGUGGGCACUGCGUGCUCGCAGGGCGUGUACUAUUUCUUCUACCAGCUAUUCCGCAGCCACGUGGAGCAGUUAACAGCGGUGCGCAAGGCGCAGGGCGUGGGCAGCGGGCAGGUCACCAUGAUCACAUCGCUGCUCGUCGCUGCGCUUGCCGGGUCAGUGAACGUGCUACUGACCAACCCCAUCUGGGUCAUCGUCACUCGCAUGCAGACCCAGACACAGGGCCUGCCGCCGCCCAUCUACAUCGCCCGCCGCCCAGUCUCCUCCCAGCCCACCAGUGCGUCGCCGUCCACACAUACUGAUGAUGAUGCUGCAGGGGCUGCGAGUGAUACCCGGGGCAAGGAGGCAGUGGCACAGCGGUCAGAGGGAGUGGGCGGGGCGGGAGGGGUGCUGGUGAAGAGAAACACAGCAGCAGGCGCAGAGAGGGGUGCAGGGGGUGUUGUGUCGGGAUCAGGCUCAGGCACAUGUGAUGCCACAGGCGGGGGUGGCAGUGGCGGUAGUGACUGGGGGGGAGGAGCAAGCGGAGGAGGAGGGGGGGGUGGGGGGAGCGGUAGUGGCGGAGGCAGUGGGAAGGGCGGAGGGGGUGGAGGGAGAUGGGGCGAGGAGGGGAGUGGGGAGGGGCCGUUGCGGGCACCGAGGAGUGGAGGGCAGCAGCUGGUAGGGCGGCCUCAUGGCGUGCUGGAGACGAUAUGGGAGCUAUUUGAAGAAGCGGGCAUUCUUGGAUUCUGGAAGGGAGUCUUUCCAACCCUCCUCAUGGUAACCAACCCGGCCAUCCAGUUCAUGAUCUACGAGACACUGCUGGCGCGCAUCACAGCAGCGCGCCCGGCUGCCAGGGGAGGGGCCAAGUCCGCCACCUCCACAGAGAUCUUUCUGGUGGGGGCACUGGCCAAGAUAGGAGCCACGCUCGCCACAUACCCGAUGCUCGUCGUAAAGUCGCGCCUGCAAGCACGUCACACGGCAGGGCAGCGUUACUCAGGCAUGUGGGAUGCAAUAUUCAAGAUAGUGCGCCACGAGGGCGUGCGGGGGUUCUACCACGGGAUGGGCACCAAGAUGGCUCAGAGUGUGUUUGCCGCCUCCCUGCUCUUCCUCACCAAGGAGGAGAUCGUCAAGGCUGUGCGCGUGGUGCUCGACCGCCGCGCCCGCCUCCUGCUGCACCCCGCUCAGAGGCGCGCCAGGGCCUUGUGA
Molecule: messenger RNA, 8481 nt
Organism: Closterium sp. Naga37s-1
Lineage: Eukaryota; Viridiplantae; Streptophyta; Zygnematophyceae; Desmidiales; Closteriaceae
Source: the annotation of a GenBank genome assembly